GUUGCUCGGUCAGUACGAACUUCUGAAGUAACUAGAGGGCUGACUCAAUGAAUUUUUUACCUGAUACUUGUCUUCUCUUGUUCUCUCCGCCCUCCAACUAAACAAACAUCCAGCCCCGUCCGCUUACAGAGAGAGUUAGAAAAGGGAAAAUUUUCCCCCGCCGCGAUAUUUGAACAUUAAUAAUUAUUAUGACCGCGUAUGGUAUGUAUGUUAAGAUACGGAUUUUGUAUAGCUGGAUGAUAGUAUUCAGACUUCCUGAGCUCUCAUUGUGAAUUUCUUUGAAUUUCCUUUAGUUUUAUUAAUUCAAAAAAUACCACCCCUUUUUUUUUUUUAUCACACAUAAUUAAGGCCAUUUUUGGACCUGCUCCAACAACACCUAGAAAUAUAUCCGGUGAAAUUGAGAGCGCGAAUAUCCAGAAACGUCCGUUUUCUCUGAACAAAACGAGACACAAAGAUCUAGGGAACGCGUCUCUCCAAAUGUCCACUUUCACAUUUGGCUUUGGAGGGGACGACAUUGACGACCGGGAUACGGAGAAUGAUCAAGGUCCUGAUGAUACUGGCAUCGAUGCUGGUAUUCGCCAGCUGGACAUAGCGGGGACGAAAACUGGAGGAGAGGGGGCGGAGGGGGAAGAAAGCGUCCUGGUUGAGGCGAGCUAUUGCGAUCUUGAUGAGAUGCUUUCCACACUCCCGUCCCAAAUAUCAUACAACAUGCUCCCAAUAAAUCCCCAAUCACCAUCAUCCGAGGGUCCAAGCCUCACUAUCCCUCGGCGCGAAGUCUUUGACAUUCGCGCCCAGUUGAUGGCAGAAGAUGAUGCAGAUACCAACGAAAAUGCAGAGUUGAUAUCUGGCCUGGAAAAGGGUGAUCUAAAACCGACUGUUUACGAAGGCGGCUUGAAGACGUGGGAGUGUGCUAUUGAUCUGGCUAAGUUGGUGGCCGCUGAGGAAAUACCUUCCCUCCUAUCGGAUACGGCGGAGGGGGGGAGUGAAGAUAUUGAUAUCAUAGAGCUCGGAGCAGGAACUGCCAUACCGUCCCUUGCGAUUUUACAUCAUCUCCUUUCACGACCUGUCCCACGGAGCCUGCCUCGGAGGAUAAUCCGUUUCGUGUUUGCGGAUUACAAUGCUGCCGUGCUACGACUAGUCACCGUGCCGAAUAUACUCCUUACAUGGCAAACUUGCCGCCGCCAUCAUCUCGACCACUCGCAACAACGACAACGACAACAACAACAACAACCGGAGGGGAAUAUCCCUCCUAACAUCGAUCACGGAACCGAUGCCGAACAUAACCUUAAUCGCAAUCGGUGGGAUGGUGGUCGUGCGGACGAUGACGAACAACCUGACCUAGACAUCGAGCCAGCUCUCCUCUCUGCGUUCCGUGAAGACCUACACGCCCGCGGAAUUUGUUUAUCAUUCAUAUCAGGCGCCUGGUCACCUGCCUUUGUCGACUUAGCUUUACCGAACCGUUUGCAGUCAUCGCCCUCAUCAUCACCAUCAUCACCAUCAUCGCAACCAAGGCGAACAAAUCUCCUCGUCCUCGCUAGCGAAACAAUCUACUCCCCUGCCUCCCUACUCCCCUUUUCAGAAACAUUACUGGCGCUCCUCCGACGCGGUGGCCGGUUCGGCGUCACAUUCACAGGUACAUCUACAUCUGCUCUUCCCCUUGACCCUGCAGCAGGGUCCGCUGGAGUUACGAAUAAGACUCCGCUACCUAAAUACAAUUCCAAAGCUCUAAUUGCCGCCAAGGAGGUAUAUUUCGGCGUUGGGGGUGGGGUUGACGAGUUUUUGAAUGUAAUGCGGGAUGUCGGGCGCAGUAAGGGCAGGGUUAGUGAUGAUGAUGAUGGUUUUUCUGUGAAGGAGAGGGCUGAGAUUAGGAAUGAGGGGGUUGGGAGGCUGGUGUUGGAGGUAAUAGUAUAGUAUGAGGAGAGCUAGGGUUGGGUUUGGGGGUGCAAAAAGUUGGUGAAAAAAACAUACAACAGCCGGGAUUCGCUGGUGGUCACCCAC
Messenger RNA from Blastomyces dermatitidis ER-3, 1998 nucleotides. RefSeq lists its product as uncharacterized. Lineage: Eukaryota; Fungi; Ascomycota; Eurotiomycetes; Onygenales; Ajellomycetaceae. Gene Ontology annotation, molecular function: protein-L-histidine N-tele-methyltransferase activity. Gene Ontology annotation, biological process: peptidyl-histidine methylation, to form tele-methylhistidine. The transcript has 4 exons. The record is from RefSeq and is a predicted model, not a curated record. Bases 478 to 1911 code for a protein of 477 amino acids.